GGGCGCGGUCGAGGCCCCGAGGCGGCGGCGCCGGAGGAAGCGGAGGAGAUCGGGCGCUCCGGGCCCGGGAGGCGGGCCGGGCAGCGCGGCCGCCGGUGCAGCCCCGGGCUCGCCAUGCUCCUGGCCUCGGCCGUGGUGGUCUGGGAAUGGCUGAACGAGCACGGCCGCUGGCGGCCCUACAGCCCCGCCGUGAGCCACCACAUCGAGGCGGUGGUCCGCGCCGGGCCCCGCGCCGGGGGCAGCGUGGUGCUGGGCCAGGCGGACGGCCGCCUGGCGCCCUACAUCAUCGACCUGCAGUCCAUGAACCAGUUCCGCCAAGACACGGGAACCCUGCGCCCAGUCCGCCGCAACUACUACGACCCAUCCUCGGCCCCCGGGAAGGGCGUGGUGUGGGAGUGGGAGAACGACAACGGCUCCUGGACACCCUACGACAUGGACGUGGGCAUCACCAUCCAGCACGCCUAUGAGCGGCAGCACCCCUGGAUCGAUCUCACCUCCAUCGGCUUCAGCUAUGUCAUCGACUUCCACACCAUGGGUCAGAUCAACCGGCAGACGCAGCGCCAGCGCCGGGUGCGGCGGCGCCUCGACCUGGUCUACCCCAUGGUCACCGGCGCCUUGCCCAAGGCGCAGUCCUGGCCGGUCAGCCCGGCCUCGGCCACCUCUCCCCCGGCUCCACCCUGCUCCUGUCCGCAGUGUGUCCUGGUGAUGAGCGUCAAGGCGGCCGUGGUCAACGGGAAUAGCGGGCCCCAGCAGCCCCCCACAACCCGCAAGAAGGUGGCCCCCUCUGCUGUGGUCAAGUUGCCCCCGCCACCGGGCCUGGGAGUCAAGCCACCGGAUACCACGGGCACCAUCCGAGCCCCGGCCAAGGCCACCGCAUUGCAAAUGCCCCGGCGACCCGUCUCUAGCACACCAGCUGGGGCAGCCGCCGGGGUCGCGGCCACCACGCCUGCAGCCAGCAGCAAGACCGGCAGGGUGGCCCUGGCCACCUUGAAUCGCACCAACCUGCAACGGCUGGCCAUCGCCCAGUCUCGGGUGCUGAUCGCCUCUGGAGUUCCUACUGUCCCCGUAAAAAACUUAAAUGGGUCCAGUCCCGUUAACCCUGCCCUGGCAGGAAUCACUGGGAUCCUCAUGAGUGCGGCUGGCCUGCCUGUGUGUCUCACCAGACCACCGAAGCUGGUCCUCCACCCGCCCCCUGUCAGCAAGAGUGAAAUCAAGUCCAUCCCAGGGGUUUCCAACACAAGCCGCAAGACCACUAAAAAGCAAGCCAAGAAAGGUAAAACCCCAGAGGAAGUACUGAAGAAGUAUCUGCAGAAGGUCCGGCAUCCACCAGAGGAGGACUGUACCAUCUGCAUGGAGCGCCUCACCGCCCCCUCGGGUUACAAGGGCCCACAGCCAACCGUCAAGCCUGACCUGGUGGGCAAGCUGUCCAGAUGUGGACAUGUCUACCACAUCUACUGCCUGGUCGCCAUGUACAACAAUGGGAACAAGGAUGGUAGUCUACAGUGCCCGACCUGUAAGACCAUUUAUGGGGUGAAGACAGGCACCCAGCCUCCUGGAAAGAUGGAGUACCACCUCAUCCCCCACUCUUUGCCUGGCCAUCCGGACUGCAAAACCAUCCGGAUUAUCUACAGCAUCCCCCCUGGCAUUCAGGGUCCAGAACAUCCAAAUCCUGGAAAGAGUUUCAGCGCCCGUGGUUUCCCACGACACUGUUACCUUCCCGACAGCGAGAAGGGGAGAAAAGUUCUGAAGCUGCUGCUUGUGGCCUGGGAUCGCCGCCUCAUCUUUGCCAUCGGAACGUCCAGUACUACGGGCGAGUCAGACACUGUCAUUUGGAAUGAGGUGCACCACAAGACAGAGUUCGGCUCUAAUCUCACCGGCCACGGCUACCCAGAUGCCAACUACCUGGAUAACGUGCUGGCUGAGUUGGCAGCCCAGGGCAUCUCGGAGGACAGCACUUCCCAGGAGAAGGAUUGAGGCUGGGGAGGGGGGUGCUCACAAGGUUCCUGGGGGACCUGCAGGACAGGAAGUAGGGAGAGUCGAGGUAGAAGUUGUUGCCACGCCUUCCCGAUGCCCUCAUCUACCCUUUUGCCCUGUGUCCAUCCUUCAUCCCUCCGGGCCACAGGGGUACCCAGAUCGGCAAAGGUGAUGCCAUUCAUAAAUUUCAUCCACCAGACAGGGGACACAGGAUAAAGACCAUCCUUCAUCUGGCCCCGUGGAGUUUUCCGGUGCUGGGUAGGCAAGAACUCUUCCCCCACCCUUCCCCAAGUAGGGGGACACGGUCAGCACAUUGAAGGGGUGGAGGGUAUCCAUGGGCAUUCCAUACCUUGGCCUCGUGAAACUGAAGCUCCUUGCCUCAGCCAGCUUCUUGCUGUUCCCUCUCUGCUUUGAAAGUGGAGUUUCCACCUCUCCCUCCUCCUCAGGAGGCAGGGAGAGCCACUGU
Messenger RNA from Perognathus longimembris pacificus (Pacific pocket mouse), 2440 nucleotides. It is a transcript of the gene Dtx4, whose product is annotated as deltex E3 ubiquitin ligase 4. NCBI's taxonomy places the organism in Eukaryota, Metazoa, Chordata, Mammalia, Rodentia, Heteromyidae. Bases 115 to 1974 code for a protein of 619 amino acids. Gene Ontology annotation, cellular component: nucleoplasm. The transcript has 9 exons. Gene Ontology annotation, biological process: protein ubiquitination; Notch signaling pathway. The record is from RefSeq and is a predicted model, not a curated record. Gene Ontology annotation, molecular function: ubiquitin protein ligase activity; zinc ion binding.